GCCUAUUUCCCCCACCAACCGGAGUGCGUGCCUGUCGAUGGAGGUCUCGGCCAGGCUCCGCCAGCCGCCCGCGGCCUUGACGGCGCCGCCCCGCCGCGGCGGAGGGUCCCUGCGACUGCCACGGUUGCCCCCUUCAGCUUGGCCCACCACUGCGCGCCUGAGCAUCGACGACGCGCCGGCGGAGCACGCGGGCGAGUUCGGGCGGUGGCAGCUGCAGCACUUCGUGCUGGUGUCGGCGGCGUGGGCACUGGAGGCGCUCCACACCAUGGUCAUCAUCUUCGCGGACAGGGAGCCGGCCAUGCGCUGCCACGCGGGGGAAGGGCGGUGCGGCGAACGGUGAACCGGCGCGGCGGCCGGGUGGGAGUGGGCGCAGGGCGGACAGUGAGUGUCCUCCGCCGGCGGCAGCCCUCCCUCCCCACCGCCACGGCCUGCCUUGCCCCGUCUUGAAUCGCCUUUCACCAAACUCCGCUCCUCCAUCGCGCUCCCUCGCCGCCGUUCCCGACCACCAGACCACGUAGGCUGUGUGGCCUCCCUGCCUCCCCGGCCACGUCGCAUCUCGGCUGAAUCACAGUAGAUGCCUUCGUUCAGCCUGUACGAACAUAUCCAGAAGUGUUGUUUCCUCUCAUUGAAGAAGCUUCAGCCUGAAAGUGAAGAAAUGGAGUAUAUUUGUAGUAGUAGUUAUAUGUUGUGAUAGUAUCACAUGUAAUGGUGAAAUGAAUUAUGUAAAGAUUGUGCUAUUAUCCAAAUUUGGCAUGUGGUUUGAUAAUUUUCAUUUAUUCGCUGUUCUGACUGAAA
This is a messenger RNA of Hordeum vulgare subsp. vulgare (domesticated barley), 795 nucleotides long. RefSeq names its product organic cation/carnitine transporter 4-like. The transcript has 2 exons. The record is from RefSeq and is a predicted model, not a curated record. Bases 38 to 340 code for a protein of 100 amino acids. Lineage: Eukaryota; Viridiplantae; Streptophyta; Magnoliopsida; Poales; Poaceae.